AUGGUUCUCUCAUGUCGUUUUUACGCUAAUGAGUAUCCCGAUGCCGAUGACACGGUGAUGGUGAAUGUUCGACAGAUUGCGGAAAUGGGAGCUUAUGUCCGGUUAUUGGAAUUCAACAACAAAGAGGGUAUGAUUUUGCUCUCUGAGCUCUCCCGGCGUCGUAUUCGCUCCGUGAAUAAGCUAAUUCGCGUCGGCCGCAAUGAAUGUGUGGUUGUGAUUCGGGUGGACAAGGAUAAAGGUUACAUCGAUUUGUCCAAGCGACGCGUCUACGCGAAAGACAUGGCACUAUGCGAGGAACGCUUCGCAAAGGCAAAAGCUGUGAACAGCAUUCUACGCCACGUUGCCGAGCAACUUGGAUACGAACAAGACUCUCAAUUGGAAGAGUUGUACGAGAAGACCGCUUGGCACUUUGAUCGCAAGGAAAAGAAGAAGGCUGCUUGUUACGACGUCUUCAAGAAGGCCAUCCAGGAUGCCACGGUGUUCGAUGAGUGCGACAUUUCGGCUGACAUCAAGGAAAAGCUCCUCGAGGACAUCAGAAAGAAACUGACUCCCCAGGCUGUGAAAAUCCGUGCCGAUAUCGAGGUGACAUGCUUCUCCUACGCUGGAAUCAGUGCUAUCAAGGAGGCGUUGAUUGCCGGCAAAAAUUGCUCCACUGACCUCAUGCCGAUCAAGAUUAAUUUGAUCGCUGCCCCGCUUUUCGUCGUCACUGCGUCUUCGAUGGAAAAGGAUGAAGGCUUGGCCGCCGUCCAAAACGCGCUGGACGUCAUCGGCAAAACGAUAGAAAGCCAUGGCGGGAAAUUUAACAUCAAGGAAGCGGCACGCGUUGUCAGCGAGUUUGAGGACGAUGAGGCACGCAGGCGGAAAGAGGCUUUGGAAGAGGAAGAGGAAGAUGAGACUGACGAGGACGAGGAUGAGGAGUCGGGCUCAGAAGAAGAAGGCCUUGUUGCGCCGAAAGGCUUGGAUCAGCAAAUGGACGAACAGGAGGCCAGCCAAGGCGCCAAGCGGAACGGCAAGGAAGAAGAUGAAGACAGCGAC
Mesorhabditis spiculigera is the source of this 1035-nucleotide messenger RNA. NCBI's taxonomy places the organism in Eukaryota, Metazoa, Nematoda, Chromadorea, Rhabditida, Rhabditidae. The record is from the annotation of a GenBank genome assembly.